Molecule: messenger RNA, 2383 nt
Organism: Malania oleifera
Lineage: Eukaryota; Viridiplantae; Streptophyta; Magnoliopsida; Santalales; Ximeniaceae
Product: membrane-bound O-acyltransferase gup1
Exons: 17
Coding region: 157-1911 (584 amino acids)
Cellular component (GO): endoplasmic reticulum
Molecular function (GO): acyltransferase activity
Source: RefSeq, a predicted model, not a curated record
AGAAAAGUGCUUGUCAAAAUUUUUAGAAACUUUGGAGUCCGGUGCCCCGGCCAAAGUUCUAUCUGAACCAGACCAGGCUCAGAGUCAGGGUGAAGGUAGGGGUGGUUAAAAAGCAAGUGUAACCGACUGGCUCCGCCGGGUCGGGCAGCUGCAGUCAUGAAUCCUUCAUGGGAGAGGCGAGAACUCGCAGUUCUCCUUCUCUACGCUCUCGCCUUCUACGUUUUCAUCCUCAGUCGCUCCCUUCAACUUUCUCGCGACCAUUACCGCCGUCUCUUUGGUUUGCGACCUGGCUGGCUCCUUCACCGUCUCAAUGAUGUCUCAGAUGCCCAGUGGAGAAAUUUUCGUGGAAACUUGCCCAUCCUUACUGUUGUUUUUGGAAUAUUUACACUGUUGGCAAAUACAUUGAGGACAUUGUUCCGAUUGAAAGCAAGGGGGAUGUCCAUUGUUUGGCUUUUGCUUUCUUUGACUUACCUGUCAUAUCUUCAUGGGGUUUGGUGUGUUGUACUGGAAGAAUUUAAUCAUUACUUCAUUUAUGGAUUUAAUGAUGUCUCAUUAAUAGUCCACCUCUCCUCAUUUUGCAGCAUCAUAUUUAUCAUUUCAAUUGCCUCUGUUAAUUUUCUUCUAGUAAAGAUUCUUGUAGAAACAAAAUAUUUCUCAACUGUACUUUGGAUUUUCAAUAUAGCUGUUCUCAUAUGUAAUCGUGUUUAUGAUGGAUAUUCAUUCUCCUUUAUUGGUCAACGUUGGUCUUAUUUAGACAACUUCCGUGGGACCUUUAGAUGGCAUAUCUGCUUUAACUUUGUUAUUUUGCGCAUGAUAAGCUUUGGAUAUGAUUACGCUUGGUCUCAUCAAGAUUCUCAGUUUGAUCAAAAGAAGCAUAUUCAACGUUGCCAUUUUUGUAAAUCGGGCAAAACAUGCUACCAGCUUCUCCAGGAGGGAAGCACUCGUAAUGGCAGGUUCUCUUUUAGUAUAUACCUGUGUUAUCUGGUAUAUGCACCCCUUUACAUUGCAGGACCAAUUAUUAGUUUCAAUGCAUUUGCCAUCCAGUUAGAUAUGCGUCAGAAUAGUUAUUCAAUAAGAGAAGUUGCUUUCUAUGGGUUACGUUGGAUGUUCAGUCUUUUCUUAAUGGAGCUAAUGACACACUUCUUAUAUUACAAUGCCUUUGCAAUCAGUGGGACUUGGAAGCAGUUAUCUCCUAUGGAUGUCUUCAUCAUCGGCUAUGGGGUCCUAAAUUUCAUGUGGCUCAAGUUUUUACUCAUUUGGCGCUACUUCCGAUUCUGGUCACUGAUUAGUGGUGUUGAGGCUUCUGAAAAUAUGCCAAAGUGUAUCAAUAAUUGCUACAACUUGGAAGGAUUUUGGAAAAAUUGGCAUGCUUCCUUCAACAGAUGGCUUGUCAGGUACAUGUACAUUCCUCUUGGGGGUUCUCAGAGAAAGCUGCUAAAUGUAUGGGUCAUAUUCUCGUUUGUUGCCAUAUGGCAUGAUUUAGAGUGGAAACUUCUUUCAUGGGCAUGGUUAACAUGUAUAUUUUUCAUCCCAGAAAUGAUACUGAAAUCAGUGAUGAACGCAUUUCAGGCUGAGAGUGCUUUUGGGCAAUUUGUUUUUCGUGAACUUAGUGCAGCUGCUGGUGCUAUCACAAUCACUUGUCUCAUGGUUGCUAAUCUUAUUGGCUAUGUUAUUGGGCCAUCGGGCAUUAAUUGGUUGAUUUCUCGAUUCCUUCAUAAAGAAGGACUGCCAACUCUUGCAUUCAUGAUUAUGUCAUUUUAUGUUGGAACAAAGGUAAAUGAUAAUAAAAUAUUUAAACAUGCAUCUAUAUUUGAAGUUUCAGUGAGUUUCUAUCAGGGGCCUGGUUAUUUUGCAGAUCAUGUUCCAAAUUCGAGAUGCCAAGCAGAGAAAAUAAAUUCAGGUGCAUUGUAAGGUUAUCAAUUGUUUUGCAGAUCAAUUGAUGUCAAAGUUUGAGAAGAAAUUCAAGCUGGGAUCACCAAGGCUAGGUUAGAUUCACCAGAGUUGAGGAUCUGGAUCCUACUUCUUGAAUGUAGGAAUAGAGUUGGCAGUGAUUGUUUUCAUGGCAUAGGCUUUGAUAGGCCACAACACGUAAAGGCUGAGGGAUGGUGUUGGAGGCUAUUGGUGAUGAGAUGAGCACAAAUAAUCUGAAGCUUCCUCAUGUUGCUGCAUUUUUGCAAGAUGGAAACAAUGUUUAUUUUUUUAUUUUUCCCAACUUAAUUUUCCUUCUCAAUGCUAGCACUUUUUUCUUUUUUAAUUGGAUUUCAUUCAUGCCUGUUAUCUCUUCAGGGAAUUAUGUAGGACCCAAUAACUCCAUUGGCAGAUUUUCACUAGUUACAAGUAUGUCUAAGAAAACCUCGCAAUCUUUGAGGAGUUUUUGUUAAAA